UGAGAGACGAAUAUUAUUACUCAAACAGAGUUGUUAACAUUACUACUCAGACAUUUAUUUUAUCGGCGAAUUUCGGGAGUUAUUGUAACUUGACGAUCAAAAGUUUUUUUGUGCUCGCCGCUUUUGCUUUAGACUUCCAAACAUUGGAGAAUAUACCGAAUCCCUACCAAACGACGUAAUAGUUCCUUGUACUUUUUGUUUAAAGGUAAGUUAUUGACCGUAGGUUUUACAAGACGUUUAAUUUUUCAAUUUCGUUUUUAACAUAGCGAAAAAUAGCGAUUCAAAACCCAACCAUUUAUUUUUAAUAUAAUUAUUUUCCAGUUGAUUUCUUCUACACAUUAAGAUGUCUGAUCGCAAAGCAGUUAUUAAAAAUGCUGAUAUGUCUGAGGAGAUGCAGCAAGACGCGGUUGACUGUGCUACUCAAGCACUUGAAAAAUACAAUAUCGAGAAGGUAUUAUAAAUUUUACUUUAAUAAUCAUUUACUUACAUCAAAUAUGUUCAUAUUCUAUUCCCAGAGAGGAAUAGUACAUUAAUAUAAAUUUAAAAGUAAUAUUGUUCAAUAGUAUACAAUUGUGUACCAAUUAAUUUAUUAUUUAUUUUUAAUGUAGUUGGUACCUAUAUAUUGUUUACUAUAUAUAAUGUAGGUACUCAAUAGUAAAUUUAAUUUGUUAAUUUUCAAUAAUUAUUUAGUAUUUGCAAGUGAGUAAAUUAUCUCUUAUAGUUAUUAAAGCUAACUGUUCUUAGAAUUUAAAAAAGUUCAUAUUUUAAGUUUUCAUCGUAACUGAAAUCUGCAUUUUAAGAGUGAUUCUAAUAUUAAAUAAACAUAAUAUUUUGUAUUUCUAUCUGAGAAAAAUGAUUAUUCAACUAGUUCUAAAAUAAACAUUUUUGUUUGAGAGUGGUAGGUUAUUUUCAAAAUAUAUUUUCUUCUAGUGUUGUACUUAAUUUAUAUACGUUUCUUUUAGUAGCCUUAACUCUUAGAGAUCUUUGUUUAAAGUUAAAAUUUUCUGUGUUUACAUCCUACUUUUGUAUAUUAUACUUAAUUUAUUAUGUAUUUUUAAUCUAGUAGGCUAAAUUAUUUCCUGGAUGAUUAAUAUUUAUUCAACUGUAUGUUGUUUGUUUUUUGUUUCACAUUUUCUAUAAUAAGAUUUUAUAUUUGAAUAUAAUUAUUACAUUUUGGAUUUAAUAAAUGAUUAUUUAUUUAACAGGACAUUGCUGCAUAUAUAAAGAAAGAGUUUGACAAAAAAUACAAUCCAACUUGGCAUUGUAUUGUUGGCCGCAAUUUUGGAAGUUAUGUCACCCAUGAAACGAGGCACUUUAUUUACUUUUAUCUGGGCCAGGUGGCCAUACUGCUGUUCAAGAGCGGUUAAAUCUCGAGUUGACUAUUGCACACAUGUCCCCUUCCAAUAUGCAAAAAUUUAAUUGAAAAUAAAAUACAAAUAUUUCACCAACUACUCUUAAAAAAAAAAAUAAAUAUUUUUAUGAGCAUUAGCCAUUCGGUUUUUAAUUUUCAAUAACCAAAAUUAUACAAUAUUUAUUACAUUCCCUGAGCAUUUUUUAAAUUUAUUAUUUAUAAGUGUUUAUUGAAUAAUUUAUUGGAAGGGCUUGACAAUUUUUCUCAUUACUAACUAUUUUUAUUUUUAUUUUUUCUAAACUAAAAUGUGCGAGUAGCUUUUAAUAUAUAUAUGUAUACAUAAAUAUAUAUAUAUAUAUAUAUAUAUAUAUUUUAUUUUUUGAGUGCCAUUGACAAUGGCUUAAACUCUAUUCCCCUUGCCAUUUUUAACUCCCUUCUUAACAGGCUACUCAUUCUUGCAUUACUAUUUUAUUAAAAAUAUGUUAACUACACAGUAAAAAAAAAUAUUUUAUUAGUAUUUUCAUGUUUACAGUUUAUAUUAUUAUUAUAAUUAUUUCUAGUCCAUUAAAAAAGCAAAUACGUUAAUGAAAUUUGGGACUGUAUAUUUAAUUUAAAUAGUUAUUUAGAGAUUGUGUUGGAAUGCAUAUAAUGUUCAUUAUACUGAGAAAAGUUUUGUAACUAGAAGAAUGGUUUUUACGAUGUCUUGUAAAUUAUAUGCAAUCCAGCAUUACAUUUUAAUAUUUUAUUAUUUUCAAUGCUACCAGAAUAUGUCACCAAUAUAGAUAACAGUUAAAAGUGGAUUAUAUUGUUAUUGUUUACUUAUGUAUAAUUUUUUUUUUUUUUAUUAUUAAUAUGUUUAUGGUACUUUUAGAUCUUAUAAAAGUUUUUUUUUUUUUUAAUUUGAAUUUUUUUCAUUUUGCAAUUAGAUAUAUAAAAUAUUUUGUGUUUUUGAUGUAAACAAGAAUGUUUCAAGUAGCGACUUAACAUUGAUGAUUAUUGAUUAAUGAAUUCUAAAAUAAAAUUUUAAAUUAACAGUUCUCUAUAUUCUCACUUUAAUUAUAGUAUCGUGAUAAUUAUUUACAAUAUUGUUCUUAAUUUAUUAGCAGUAUUACAAUUUAAAUCCUGAAUGAAUUGCUACAACACCGAAUGUUAAGUUUGUAUAUGUGACACAUCUGAAGCCAGCACACUCUAUCAUGUAUUUGAAAUCUUCCUGUAAA
Cinara cedri is the source of this 2568-nucleotide messenger RNA. The record is from the annotation of a GenBank genome assembly. NCBI's taxonomy places the organism in Eukaryota, Metazoa, Arthropoda, Insecta, Hemiptera, Aphididae.